UUCUGUUGUUGUGGUCCAACCAAAUCACACACAGACACACACGAUGGCUGCUGCGCCGCCUCGAACGCCACGAGCCUUCAUCACCUUUCUCUUCAUCCUCACAGGUGGACAGCUGUCGCCCGUUUCCUCUUUUAAAGUGACUGAGGGGGGCGUGGCCUCACUGUCUUGUCAGUACUCCGUGAAGCGCUUCGGUCUGAGUCGUGUCUGCUGGGGUCGAAGCUGUGGGACUUUCUGGUGCAACAACAUCCUGGUGCAGACGGACGAGAAUGGCAUCGUGUCAAAGGUGGAUGAACGGUACCAUUUGACCGGGGACAUCCUGGAUGGGCAGAUGGACCUGGACAUCCUGAGUGUGAGGAGGACGGACAGUGGGCCAUACUGCUGUCGUGUGGACGUGGACGGGCUCUUUAACGACAAGAAAAUGAUCAUGAAUCUGAGGGUGGUCAAAGCUCCAGCCAACAGUCUUCCUCGCCUGACAACGACAGCAGCUAUGACCACAGAAGGGGUCACUGAGAUGGCCCCCACCUCUGUCAAGACAACAACAGUGAACUGGAAGAGCCUGCUGUCCUCUGAACUGGACCUUCUGAGGAGGAACUCCACCUUGUUGCGUUCUGACACUGUAACAGUGGAGGACUCCCAGCCCUCGCUCUCCCUUCAGAUCAGCGCUCCAGUUUUGGCUCUCUCCGUCACGGUCCUCCUUGUUGUUGCUGCAGUGUUUCUCUUUCCAGCCUUCAAACGCGGAGUUUACCGAAGAGCAUUCAAAAGUGUCUGUUUCUCCCCUGAGGAACCAUCUCACAUCAUCUACGAGAUCCGCAUGAGGAGGCCGGUGCAGGAGAACAUCUACACUCUGGACUAGAGCGCCUCCUUCAGGGCGGGAAAGGAGUCCCUUUGUGCUGUUGUUGCUGUAUUUCAUUGUUUGUUUGUUUUUUUUUUUUAAUUUUAUUUUAUUUUUUAUAUAUAUAUUAAAAUGUAUUAAAAGCA
Oryzias melastigma (Indian medaka) is the source of this 978-nucleotide messenger RNA. It is a transcript of the gene timd4, whose product is annotated as T cell immunoglobulin and mucin domain containing 4. The transcript is spliced from 8 exons. Lineage: Eukaryota; Metazoa; Chordata; Actinopteri; Beloniformes; Adrianichthyidae. Bases 44 to 853 code for a protein of 269 amino acids. The record is from RefSeq and is a predicted model, not a curated record.